This is a messenger RNA of Caenorhabditis briggsae, 930 nucleotides long. Lineage: Eukaryota; Metazoa; Nematoda; Chromadorea; Rhabditida; Rhabditidae. Gene Ontology annotation, molecular function: acyltransferase activity, transferring groups other than amino-acyl groups. The record is from RefSeq and is a predicted model, not a curated record. Bases 1 to 930 code for a protein of 309 amino acids. The transcript has 6 exons.
AUGACCGAAUUUGAAACUCUGGUCAACCCGCCGCAGGAGGUUUUUGAGCAAAUUGUGGAUUUGACAAGCGCCACCGAGGACUGGGCCUUCCAACUCAACGACUACAACUUCUGGAAAACCAACUUUGAUCAGUUUUGGCUGGUUACUGUCGUGGAGAAAGGAACACUGAAUCUAGUUGCUUCUGUCUCCUUGGCUCGCUGGGAUGCUCCGGAAGGCCCACUAUUCUCUAUUGGAAUGUUCUAUUGCGUUCAAAAAUAUAGGGGACAAGGAUUAGGAAAGCCAAUUUUUAAGCAGGUUAUGGAUAUUGUUGGGGACAAUAACGCAACGUUGACUGGAGUGGUCAAGAUGAGUGCCAAGUAUGCCAGCGACUUUGGGUUCGACAAGGUUCCAGAGCACUGGCAUCUGUUCAGUGCUCUCAAGUGUGCUGAUACGGUGGUUCCGGAUAAGGUCUCGGAUAAGUACACCACCAAGGUCUGGUCGGAUGUGGACUACGAAGCGUUGACUGCUUAUGAUCGGACCAUUUGCACCAGGGACCGAAAGAAAAUCAUGACUGCUUGGUUCAACUUAAAGGAUACUUUCACUAGGGUCGUUCUCGACACCUCCGGGAAUAUCGUCGGCUACGCCACUAUUCGUCUUGUCUCCAAGAAUAAGCUCAGCCCCGCACCGUUCUACGCCGACAACCUCGAAGCUGCGGAGGUCCUUCUCAAAGACCUCCUCAACAUGAUCCCUAACUGGCAAAGCUACGCUAGCUUCGGAUUCUUGUAUCCGGAAUGCAACCAGGAUCCACUGAGACUCCUGGAAAAGUUUGCCAAGAGCAAGGAACUGGUCUCCACGGUAACUUUUAUCAGAAGUCAAUUCACCAAGAAGCUGAUUGCCACUCCAGAUCAGAAGGUUUACUCUAUGGCCGACUGUGCUCACCAGUUUGUGUAG